Messenger RNA from Gastrolobium bilobum, 1266 nucleotides. RefSeq names its product F-box/kelch-repeat protein At3g23880-like. The transcript has a single exon. Gene Ontology annotation, molecular function: protein binding. The record is from RefSeq and is a predicted model, not a curated record. Lineage: Eukaryota; Viridiplantae; Streptophyta; Magnoliopsida; Fabales; Fabaceae. The coding region runs from base 1 to 1266 and encodes 421 amino acids.
AUGGAUGUCACUGUCACUCCCACACUCCUAGACGAGUUGAUAGUAGAAAUUCUGUUGAGGUUACCGGUGAAAUCUCUCGUGCGUUUCAAAUGUGUGUGUAAGUCAUGGUUCUCUCUCAUUUCCGAUCCCCAAUUUGCAAAAUCCCAUUUUGACCUAGCUGCCGCACCCACCCACCGACUUCUUGUUCAACCCAUAGACGAAUUCUUUUAUUUUGACAAUUAUUUGGAUGACUUUUCUUUUCCUAUAUCCAUAGAUAUAGAAGCAUUAUUUCAUGAUGAUUCUGCUGUAGCACACCUCGCUGCCCCACUUCCAGUAUCACCCCGUGAUCCUGAUGAUCUACCCCUCGACGCUGAGGGAAAUCCAUAUUCACACCCUGACUGUUUUGAAAUUUUGGGAUCCUGUCGAGGGUUUAUACUCUUACGGUAUAUUUGUGAUAAUGAUUUUAUUAUAUGGAAUCCAUCAACCGGUGCCCAUAAAUCAACAUAUGGCUCUUUUAAGUACUCAACGUUCGAAGUUCUAUGUGGUUUAGGGUAUGACGCAGCAACUGAUGACUACUUGGCAGUUACUAUCAUGCCGAAUCGUAGACAUAGUUCUUCUGCUUACAUUCGCUUUUUCUCCUUCAAAACCAAUUCAUGGAACCAAUCUGAGGCUAUCAAUUUUUCAUUUUUGGUGAAGGACGAUGAUGCCUUUCCUAGAUUCGAAGGUGGGUCACUCCGAGUCGGGUUAUUCUUGAAUGGGGCUCUUCAUUGGUUGUAUCGCUAUCAUCGUGCUCGUAAGGUUUACAAAAUUAUAUCAUUUGAUUUGAUAGAAAAGAGUUUGUCAGAGAUUCCUCUGCCACAUGAAUAUGAUCUUGCCAUGAAUCAAGUGGAUAAUUAUUAUUUCAUGGUAAACGGAGGAUGUCUCAGCCUGUAUAAUUCUUGGGAGACGGAUUCGGGUGGUAUGAUGGUAGAGUUAUGGAUGAUGAAAGAAUAUAAAGUGCAGUCAUCUUGGACUAAGUUCACUGUUUUGUAUUCUUGUCUGAGUUGUUUCACGCCUAAAGUCUCAUACCUUAAACCGAUAUGCUUAACCGAAGGUGGCGGAUUUUUUGUUGGAUCACUUCUAAAAGAAGUAUUAUUGAAACUUAAUGGUGAAGGAGAGCUGCUUGAGUCUCGCGCAGAUAUUCCAAACUUCAUAAAACUUAUACCUCUCAGAAAAUUCGUUAGGUAUAGAGAGAGUCUGCUAUCACUCCCUGCUGACUUUGGGGAAUCAAGUAAAGAUGACCAAUAG